AAGCGGGGAUCUCCAAGCGCCCCGGGCUCGGCGGCCGGCCAGGAGGGGAGGGUCCGGCCGUGCCCCGCGGGCGUCCAUUGGCGGCUUCCCCGGCUCCGCGCCAUGCCUCCGGCCGUGUGAGCCUCCGCGGGUCCCGAGCCCGCAGGUGCCCGCGGCGCGCCAGCCCGGGUGGGGAGGGGGCGCGGCGCUCGCCAUGCUGCGGGGGCCCCGGGCCCCGGCUGCAGCCGCCGGGCCGCCCUCCAAGGCACUGCCCGCGAUGAGCCCUACCGAGCUGUGGCCGCCGGGCCUCAGCAGCCCCCAGCUCUGCCCGGCCACCGCCACCUGCUGCACCUCGCUGUACCCGCAGACCGUGCCUCCCCCUGCGGCGGCCGGCACCUGCCUCGACGCCACCCCGCACGGACCCGAGGGCCAAGCGGUGCGCUGCGUGCCGGCUGGCCGGCUGCCGGCCAAAAGGAAGCUGGACCUGGAGGGCAUCGGGAGGCCAGCCAUCCCUGAAUUCCGGACUCCCAAGGGGAAGUGCAUUAGAGUGGAGGGGCUUCCCAGCCCCAGAACCCCCAAGUCCCCUGGAGAGAAGACUCGGUAUGACACGUCACUGGGGCUGCUCACGAAGAAGUUCAUUUACCUCCUGAGUGAAUCCAAGGAUGGGGUCCUGGACCUGAACUGGGCGGCCGAGGUGCUGGACGUGCAGAAGCGGCGCAUCUACGACAUCACCAAUGUGCUGGAGGGUAUCCAGCUCAUCCGUAAGAAGGCCAAGAACAACAUCCAGUGGGUAGGCAGGGGAAUGUUCGAAGACCCCACCCAGCCUGGGAAGCAGCAGCAGCUGGGGCAAGAGCUGAAGGAGCUGAUGAGCAUGGAGCAGGCCUUGGACCAGCUCAUCCAGAGCUGCUCCCUGAACUUCAAGCACUUGACCGAGGACAAGGCCAACAAGAGACUGGCCUAUGUGACUUACCAGGACAUCCGUGCCGUUGGCAACUUUAAGGAACAGACGGUGAUUGCUGUCAAGGCCCCUCCACAGACAAGACUGGAAGUGCCUGACAGGAACGAGGAGAACCUGCAGAUCUAUCUGAAGAGCACCCAGGGGCCCAUCGAAGUCUACCUGUGCCCAGAGGAGGUGCAGGACCCGGACAGUCCUGCCAAGGAGCACCUCCCCCCAGCCUCCACCCUUGGCCCCAGCCCUGACUCCACCCAGCCCAGCAGUAGCACUGACCCUGGGAUGACAGACCCCGUGGCAUCUUCAGCGCCAGCGCUGACUCCCCAGCAGGUUCUGCAGCCGCCAGCCCCACCGCCACCACUGCCACCACCGCUUGUCCCCCUGGAGGCCACCGACAGCAUGCUGGAGCUGCCACACCCACUUCUGCAGCAGACUGAGGACCAGUUCCUGUCCCCAACCCUGCCAUGCAGCUCUCCCCUGAUCAGCUUCUCCCCGCCCUUGGACCAGGACGACUACCUGUGGGGCCUGGACGGGGGUGAGGGCAUCAGUGACCUCUUCGACUCCUAUGACCUCGGGGACCUGCUGAUUAAUUGAGUGGCCCUGCCUGCUGUCAGCAGCCCGCCCUGUCUACCUCCUCAUAGACGGACAGGCCCUCUGCCCGCACAGGGACGUGGGACACAAGGUGUUGCCCUCAGGGUAUGGGAGCCUCUUCUCUGUCUUGCGCCCCAGCCAGCCAAAGCUGUCUUGGGGUGCAGGCAUGUAGAGGAUCUAGGGGAGGAGUGUAUCAGGGGUUGGGUCCUCUCUUUCCUGAUGGAAGCUGGGCCUGGGAAGGCCCAUCCAGCUUCUGACCUCUGACCUCUGACGUGAAGGGCCACAGGUGAGGCAGCCAAGUCCAGGGAAGGGCCCUGCCCCUGCCUUUGGCUUUGGGACUAGGGAUAGAAUUAGGACCCUGAAUUUAUCAAGAAGCACUUAAUGCCUUUGUAUUUAUUUCAGGUUGAGUUUUGUUUGUUUGUCUUCCCUGAGUUUUUAGCAGGGAGAUUGUUCUAGUUUCUAGUAAGACUUCUCAGACAGGCCCAGUGCGGUCUACUGUCCAAGGGCCGGCUGGGGCCCUUCCAGGGCCUCAGGCCGCCUCCCGGAUUUCCCCGCAGCAGUGGGCUGGGUCGCUGGGGAGCCGUCCAGUCUGCUAGAAGGCUACUUGCACUUAGGCCUCAUAAUGCCAGUAGGUGGUGGCCGCAGGCCCUUUGGCUUCUCCUGCCCCUGGUCUCCAGCUGAGGCGCCAGCCUCGGACUCCUGGUCUCCUCUGUCCCAGAGAUGGCUGCCAGGAGCCAUCCCAGGGGCGGCUCCUAUGGAAUUCCCUACCUCUCCUUCCCCUUAGAGCAUAAAUAGUGACCCUCCAGGGAGUCAGCACUGAAGAGCCCCCGGGGAGGCACAGACAGGAGCGUGGAAGCAGCUAGAGUGGCUGCCUAGGGCACUUUUCCUCCAUUUUUGCCUCUUGCUUGGGACAAGGGGUGUCUUACAGUGAAGGAGGGAGCGGCAGUCCCCCAUAGAGAAAGAUGGGAUUAGAACAAGAAACUGCCAGAAAGCACCCCCUCUGGUAGCUGCUGGUACUAUCCUCCCCUCCCUAGAAGGAUUUUUUUGUUUAUUCAAGGAGUCGUUCUUUUGAGGAUCUCCUCUCUCCACACCCACUGUCACACAGACCUUCCUCUCGUCCCCCCAGGACGGAGGUGACCAGGACUUGGUGGCAUUUUGGCUCCUUUUGUCAAGGGAAUGCCACAGGGAUGACAGGAGGAGUCUUCACUGCAGAUCAGACCUUGGCAGCUAAUGGAGAGACUGGCUUAUGUUACCUGUCUCAGGGUCCUGAGGUCUCUUGCUCUCCGCCCCCGCCCCGCCACGUCCCACCCAGAGGCUUGUCCAUCCCACAGUGUCUCUGAGGCCCAUUUGGGUGUGGGUGUAGGGGAGGGGACCAGCUCUCCUCCCCACCCAACUUGGGGCAGGGCUGCCCUGGGCUGAACCAAGGCUGUGCCCUUUGGAGAGAGGCCACCCGGGAUGGUGGUCUAAGAGGCCUGCCACCCACCCUCAGGGAGCUAGGUUUCCUCAGGGGCUCAGCUGGGCAGCACUUUUUUUUUUUUUUAAGUUUGUAGCAUUAAGUUGGUUUUAAAUAUGUAGUUGGCCUCAUGGGAUUGUUCGUUUGCUGACCAGAAGCUGGCAUCUGAAGUUUGGGAGGUGGACUUCUUUAGAGGGUGGGGUCUGAUGUGGGCUAAUUCCCACACGGGGACAGUCAUACCUUGUCAUUUUCGCAACUUCCCUUGGCCCCGAACUAUGCCCUCACAGGAAUCGUCGACAGGUCACAGUUGCCCAGCCCUGGAAACAGGGCUAAUUUUGUCUGCUUUAUGGAAAUGCUUUGGCCUCCCCUCCCCAGAGACACUCAGGAGUCUCAUCAGAAAUCUCUUUGGAAGCCCACCACAUCCAGAGUCAAGGGAUGACCUUGGCCCUUGGGCAGGGGACGGGAGUGAUGCGUGGAAUGUGCAUGGGGGCACAGGGGCAUGGGGGUCUGGCCGAGAUGGCCUUGCUGUUCUGAGGUCUGGGGGGCUGCCAUUUACCCAUGUCCCAUCUCUGAAGACCGAUGUUUGACUUCCAUGCCUUUGGCUCUGUCUAGAGUUUUCUCCUAGAAUUAAAUCAGAGAAAAGGGAGAAGAGGCCUGCAGGACCCACUGGGAAAGGGUUUAAUAGUAAAGUCUGGCCAGAAUGCAAGCUCAUUCCCCAAAUGCCCAGCCAUAGUGCUGGACAGAGGGGCUGCCCCUUGGGCCCGUGGCCUGUGCCCUGAGCAGCUGCCUCUGUCCUGGGCUAUCCCCUCCACACCCUGCCCGGCCCCGGGACUGGACCGCCCAGGCCAAGCUGCAGACUGUGGGGAGUGACAAGCUCACGCCUCUUCCUUGCCAGUGACACACUUGAAACCUCUCAGAGUUCCAUCAAGUGCUGUAAGAAUGCAUUUUGGAUAGUAUUUCCUUUAGGGGCCAUGUAAACUUUAGAACUAGGGGUUGAAGAAAAGCCACUUUGCUCUCUGACCCCCAAGUCACCUGUGUCCCCGGGGCCGCCAGAGGCUCAGGGGCUCCAGGGAGCAUAGAGUUGGAGAUUCAGAGAGAUUUCCUCAAACCAGGGACACGCUCCAAUUUCCCUUUCCAUUAAAAGUGUUCUCUAGACCAGCAUGGUGGUGUCCCUUCUCCACAGCAAUGCUGUGGUUGGACCAGUGUCGCUGUGGGAGGAAGAGGGGGAUUGUGAAAAUCAGAAAGCUGGUUCUGGGAUGGUUUUGACUUGACUUUCCCUCCCCAAGUGUUCUCAACCUCCGUUCUUCCCUGUGUUUGGUUCUUAGUAAAAGCAUUGGGGUGUUCCCACA
Nyctereutes procyonoides (raccoon dog) is the source of this 4324-nucleotide messenger RNA. It is a transcript of the gene E2F2, whose product is annotated as E2F transcription factor 2. The coding region runs from base 194 to 1525 and encodes 443 amino acids. Gene Ontology annotation, molecular function: DNA-binding transcription factor activity, RNA polymerase II-specific; RNA polymerase II cis-regulatory region sequence-specific DNA binding; protein dimerization activity. The record is from RefSeq and is a predicted model, not a curated record. NCBI's taxonomy places the organism in Eukaryota, Metazoa, Chordata, Mammalia, Carnivora, Canidae. Gene Ontology annotation, cellular component: RNA polymerase II transcription regulator complex. Gene Ontology annotation, biological process: regulation of transcription by RNA polymerase II. The transcript has 7 exons.